GGGAGUGCACUGUUAGAGGACAGAAAAGCAGACUGAGUGUUAACAGCCAGGAUAGGUAGAUCAGUGGGCAAACGCCGCUGAACGGAGGGUAGGAGUGAGAAACAGAAAAGGAGCUUCACACGUAAGAGAGAAAAGGAGUCUAGCAGGAGAGUGUUGUGACCGCUCGGGCAACAGGAGCUCGUGGCAGCCACGAAGAGGGCAGUCAAGCCUGAGGAGAUGCUGUGAGGAAACGUGCCAAGUGAUGGAGCUUGAACCAGACAGCAGACGGGCACAAUUAGUCAGGAGCUUAUGGAUUGCUGUUCAUGGGAGUGACUGAAUGCUUCUCCUCCAGAGGGAAAACUCUGGUUCAGAUUGUAUUGAAUGGAUGACCAGGAUAGAGUAAGCCAAGCCUCCAGCGUGGCCACCAUCUCUUACUUUCCCGUCAUCAAGGAAAGGGAUGGAAAGCUGCAAACAUUUGGGAAAAGAUGUCAGGCUGCCAAGAGAGACCCUAAUUGUCCUGUGGUCAUCAGAGGAUGGCUCAACAAAAAAGAUAGCUCUGGUCUGAAGCUAUGGAAGAGAAGGUGGUUUGUCCUCUCCAACUACUGUCUGUUUUACUACAAAGACAGUAGAGAAGAAUCUGUGUUGGGCAGCAUCCCCCUUCCGAGCUACAAAAUCCUGUUCUGCACACCACGAGAAUGCAAGAACAGGAAGUUCACCUUCAAGGUGGUGCACCAGGGAAUGCGCUCUUAUUUCUUCAGCGCUGACACUCAAGAGGACAUGUUGGGUUGGGUUCGAGCCCUCAGUCAGUCUGCUACAAUGGAGCCAGAGAGCUCUCUGAACAGACGUUGCUCAAGUUAUCAGGAUUUCACACAGAUAGGUGGCAGCAGCGAAUCAGUGGACUUACCUAAACCCCUCUCUGAUGGGGAGGGUCCCUCCCAAAAGCUCAGGCACGCUGUCAUCAGCAGGACUCUGAGUGAACCGAGUCAGCUCAUUGGUGGGAGGAUGGGGACAUCGCACUCAGAGCACAGGGGGAGGCAGAGUGUGCGUCAGAGAAACAGCAGAACACCCAGCCCUUCUGAUUUCAGCAGAAGAAGAGUUUGUGGUCCAAACCAAGAUGAUUCUCUUCCUGGCCAAAACACACCACCCACACAAACAGAAAUGAUGGGAAUGGGUUCUGUGACCUCAAGAGGUCAGCUGGGAUCACGACCUCACACACCAGUGGGGAGGGUUGACAUUCGACCCCACGAGGACUUGGUCAUGGUGCCGCAGACGCUGUACUACGCACCUGCCUCACCUAAGCUGGAGUUCAAAUCCACUCCUACCACUCCAGUCACAGAAAGGUGGCAGAACCUAAGCAAGCCUACACCUACAUAUGGUUCUGUCCAUCAUAUCUCAAGUGGGAGAAGACCUUUAGGAAAGAGCUACUCUACUGGGGCACAUGCAGACUUACUGCCCCCUUUGCCCCCCUCAUCUAGAGCUGCACAUGCUCCCCACUUCCCACACCACCACCACCACCACCACCAUCACCAUCACCGCAGCAAUUUAUCUGUGUGUGUGCUACCGCCAGCUAUGGCCCCAAAGCCUGACGCGAGGGAAACCCCACAAAUCAGGCCUCUUGAAAGUGAUGCAGAUGCUGUGUUGACGAGGUUGUGUGGGUGUGACAAGCUGCUACAGUCUCUGUCUGUAGAACUGGCCCAGCUACAAAUGGAUAAGGACAGCGUCCAUUGUGCAUUAGAGGUGUCCAGACUGCAGCUGGAGGAGUGGAAAAGCCAGGGGCCCAGGGCCCAUGAAGAAGCACUGACCCAGAAGGCUUUGCUUCAGGAGGAGCUGGUCACAAUCCGGGCCAGAAUGUGUGACGUAUCGCUGGAAAUGGAGAGAGUGUGGAGUCAGUAUGAGCGACUGGAGAGUGAGCUGUCUGUUAUACGCUCCCACCUUCAGCACGUCUGCAACUUUGGAGUGCCACAGGAGCAGUCUCAGGCCCAGAGAGAGUUGUGGAUGAUGGAGGACAUCCUGUCUGGACUAAAGAUUAACAGGGAUCACUUCCGCUUCCUGUUGGGACUACAAAGACAUCACACAUUCCAACCAACAGCUCCUCAUCCUGGUUCUCCUGGCUCUCCUACAGAGAUGCUGCAGAGUGGUCUGCCAAUGGAUGUGGAACAAGAGCCACCAGUUCGUCCACCGUUACCCCAGGAGUUACAGGAAAGCCACCAGAGCAGGGAUCAGGUCCAUGGCUGGACAGAGUCACCAUAUGAGGGAAUCUACAGCCAUGCUGUUGAUCCGGUGGAGAGAAGAGGGAACAGCCAGCCUGACCUCCUUAAUGUGAAAACACAUAAAGAUGCAUUCGAAUCUCAAUCUGAUUCAAAGUGGAUCCCACCAGAUACAACAAACCAAUCAACCAAGAAGAUUAAGAUGAGUGAAGAAGAGCAGAUAGAGCGGAUGAAGAGGAAUCAGGAGAGGUUGACUAAUAAGAAGAAACCCUCUAUUUCUGCUCCAGUUACCCAAACCCAGAGUCAAGGUUCAGAGACAAGAGAGGAGGCACCCUUUCCUCUAAGGGUGACACGAGUUGUUACAGCUGUAUUACCGUCCUCUCUCAAGGCCAGACGGGUUUCUGUUGAAGAUCCCCCACCUGAGUUUGACAACCCAUUGCCUGAACAGAUCCAACCUGAUACUCAGCAAAGAUUGGCUAUGCAGAGGAAAAAAAUGUUGAACAAGCCACACAGGCGUCUGUUGCUGGAAAGUCCUGAUCAAAACUGGUCCCCUGUAGAGAUGCACCACGAUCAGCCAGACAGAAAGACAAACAGGCAGCAGCAGCAUCAGGGAGUAGUGAAGUCCUCCAGAGGAGAGUCACGGUCAGAGGUGGGCAGAGCUGAGCCUACGGAGACCUCAAGAAAUCAAGUUCGAGAUGAAGCAGGUUUAGAUAAUGGAAGUGCAAGCUUGGAUGUCAGGGCGGAGGAACAGGCCUCUGCCACCCCAACCCCUAACAUGGACCUUAACCUCUGUAUGACCCCUGAGCAGCGAGAGGCCAAACUGCGUCGUGUGGAACGAAUACGGGAGAGAGUCAUAAGAAGCGCAGUCAGAGAGAAUGUCACUACACACAGUCAACAGCCAAUCAGGGGGGAGAGGCAGGAAGUUCAUCAGGUGUCCCCUGACGCAGCUAGAAAACAAAGGACGAGAUCAGACCAUGAACCUCGCCAUGGGGAUGACAUCAGAGGUUCUGCAGAACUUCAGUUUUCCAGUGGAACAUCUCAGGAGGAAGAUAAAAGAGAUGGACAUGUGAAAAAAUCAAAAAGUCAAGUGAGGUCUGGGAGCACAACACAAUACAAGGAUCACAGUGGAAGAACAGGGGUUGCCAAAACUAAAAUCAAACGUCCAGCUUCGCCCUAUCAUAUCUCAUCUCUGACUGUUUACCAGAAAGAUGGUGGCAAGGGAUUUACAAGUGGCAAGGAUGAAGAGGAGCAAAGGCUUGAAGACUCUGCCACUGAUGAAAGUGAUUUUUCAUCCUCCAAUCUGAGAGCCAAGUGGUUUCUCUCCACCAACCAGUGGCAAGGUUUCAUACCUUUGCAGAUCCCUGGCAUAGACUCAUUGGGCAGUGAGGAGAUAUCAGACCCCGAGAACCAUCCUGCAUGUGCUGAUGAUGUGACUGAUUGCAAUGAAAUGUCAUCUGCUGUCAGCGAAAGCUUAGAGAAAAUGAAAGAGAACCAUUCACUCUUCUAUAAGAUUGCAUGUGAUAUUAGUAUUUCUGACUCAGAUAUAACCAAGAAUGAUGGGAAUUCAAAUGCCCAAACGUCACCCAGGCCAGAGGAAGAAGAACUACUGAUCACUGAAUCUGUCCCAGAGGAAGCAGCCCAUGAUGUUGAGAGAUCUUUAAACCAAGAGAGCAAGAAUUUCAGCCCACAUUUGCCAUCAGUUGUUAUUGAACAUAGUCUUGCUGUUAAUAACAAUCUCCAAGAUUCAGCACAGGAAACCCAGGACAAAGCAGUGUUAAGUACCUCAGCCAGUCCAUCAGAAGAGGUGUGUGUUUAUCGAGAGAUCCCUGAAAAAGAAAGUGAAGACACCUCAAGGCAAAAAGGCCAGUUAGAGAGAGUUAGAGAAACUAUCCAUGAAGAUCCCGUGCAGGACACUGAUUGUGAUCAGGACCUGGAUAAAAAUGCCGCGGCAAGAGAUGAACACAAUGGGGCAAAAGAAUCGGAAGACAGAAAGGGGGACCAAGAGAGAUCUGAAAAGCAGAGGAAAUGUCGUAGUUUAAGUGAGGAGAACAAAGAGACUGUCCAUGAACGAGGCAACAACCGCUCCGUCCCUCCAUCCAGCUCCUUGUAUGAGGGCGGGAGUGUGAUUCGGAGUGCCUCUUUUGGGAAGACGCGAGUUACAGUAUUAAGGACAAGUUUGUAGAGGCAAGAAGAGUGGCAGCUUAAGGAGCUUAAAUGAACACAUUUGGGAAGGACAAGAACACAGUUAAGUGAUUUAUGGUAAAGGACAAUGCCCGAAGAGGAGGAUUUGAAGAGUUUGAAAGAAUUAAUUGGACUUGACUUUGGAUUAGAAAUGGGAAAGUGGGAACAUACAAUAAGAGAAAUGAUCAUAAUGUUUGGUAAACUUGAACAUUUCCAUUAUUUGUAAUGGGUGGUUUGAAAAGGAUGCUGGUAAAAUAGAAAGUCUUAAGAGUAUUUCUUGAAAACAAAACCUAUGCAUGCACAUAUAGUGUUAUUCUUGCAGUUGAUGGUAAACACCAAAUACCUUAUGUAUAGCUGCCCAUUUGUGGUUAACACUUUCAUUCCUCUCGCAAUAUGCAUCUAACACAACACAGAAACUACACGUGAUGGCUGCUUGUAGAUGGCGAGAUAACCCUGUUAUUUUCACUGUAACCAAAUGUGUUUUGUAUCUCAAACAUCCUGAUUAAUAAACAUGUCGUGUGUCUGACAUAAGCACAGAGACUCCUGCUCCUUAUU
Scatophagus argus is the source of this 4922-nucleotide messenger RNA. Its product is annotated as pleckstrin homology domain-containing family A member 7-like. NCBI's taxonomy places the organism in Eukaryota, Metazoa, Chordata, Actinopteri, Scatophagidae. The transcript is spliced from 25 exons. The record is from RefSeq and is a predicted model, not a curated record. The coding region runs from base 361 to 4368 and encodes 1335 amino acids.